AUGAGGUUUCUGUUUGUGUGCGUCCUAUCCGGACUUUGUGGGACGACAAACGCCUUUGUGCCGAGCGUGCGAUCGGCAGCUUCACUUCACGGUCGCGACUCGCUGCAAACCCAGGCCGAAAAGGUAUCCCGCAGAUGGUCUAAUCUUAACGAUGUUGAAGACGACUUAUUCGAUCCCUUGCGUGAUCGUCUGUCGAACAUGAACGCUACUAUCGUUGCUCCUGAAGCGACGGAAACGGAUGUGGUGGACAACACUCUCUUGAAUUUGGUCGUUGAUUCUGAUCGGGAGCCGCACCCCUUGGGCUGGAAACGACGUCUGACGCAAGCCCUGUCCGGUCGGAAAGCCGGUAGGCAACUGGACAAGCUGAUUUUGAGUACAUCUAUCCCUUCUAUGAUUAAUCUGGCCGUAGUGCCACUCGUCAAUUCUGUUGAUACCUUUUGGGUGGGUCGCAUGGGGAGCGCACUGGCCUUGGCCGGACAGGCGGCGGCAAAUCAGGCCUUUUUUACCAUAUUCUUCCUAGUGAACUACUUGCCAACAAUUACCGCACCUUUGGUAGCGUCGGCCGUCGGAUCCGGCAACCAAGACGAAGCGCGGGCCAGGGUCUGCGAAAGUCUCUUCUUAUGCAACGUCUUGGGAUUGAUGGGCACAUUAAGUCUGACGCUCUUUCCGCAGUGGGGUUUGAGCAUGGUGCUGCAGGAUGGCGCUCCCGCUAUGGAGUACGCGGUUCCCUACUUACGCCUUCGAGCUUUGAGUAUGAUGCCGGCUCUGUGGUCGUCGAGCGGCUUUGCAGCGUAUCGCGGACUGCUAAACACGGUGACGCCGCUCAAGGUCAGUCUGGCAACCAAUUUGGUGAAUCUGGUGCUGGAUCCACUCUUUAUCUUUCGGACACCACUUGGUUUUGUCGGAGCAGCGCUAGCGACGGCCAUUUCAGAAACGUGCUCCGGAAUAGUCUACUUACGACUAUUGAUGAAACGUCAACUUGCCAGUAUCAAACUUCUCUUGCGCCCGCCUUCGAUGAAGGCAUUGAUGCCCCUGCUUCAAGGUGGCGCUUCCAUGCUGGGACGCCAAUUAGCCUUGAACGUUGGAUUUAUUUCGGCUGCCCGUCGUGCUCAGAGCAUGGACCCGUCGGGUGUGUCGGCCGCAGCUUAUGGUAUAGUAAUGCAAAUGUAUUCGGUGGGAAUUGUGGUGCACGUCGCAAUGCAGGGAACGGCCGCCGCACUGGUACCAUCUACAUUGGCAAGAGAAGGCAAGGAUGCUGCCCGGAAAGUGGCCGAUCGUGUCAUGAUUUGGGGUUCCAUCGUUGGCGUUUUGUUAGGAUUGACCCAGUACUUGGCGCUUCCCUUUCUGGUCCCUCUCUUUUCAACUCUACCAGAGGUACAAGAAGCCGUCAAAGUUCCCGCGCUACUAGCGGCUCUCUUGCACGUUAUCAACGGUGCAGUGUUUGCUGGAGAGGGGACUAUGCUCGGACUAGGAUCCUAUCGCGACUUGAUGCUUUUAACGGCAGGGAGCGUUGGGGCACUCGUGGGCUGCUUGUCCUCGCCGCUGGGUGCGAGAUUGGACGGAAUUUUGCUGUCCAUGAUGGUGUUUUGCGGAACUCAGGGCAUAGCUGUUGUAACGCACUACCUCAAAUUUGGCCCUUUAGCCGUUCGGCGGCAGAGUAAGCGAACGCUCAUGCCUAAACUAUAG
This is a messenger RNA of Phaeodactylum tricornutum CCAP 1055/1, 1686 nucleotides long. RefSeq lists its product as hypothetical. Gene Ontology annotation, molecular function: xenobiotic transmembrane transporter activity; antiporter activity. Lineage: Eukaryota; Bacillariophyta; Bacillariophyceae; Surirellales; Neidiaceae. The transcript has a single exon. Gene Ontology annotation, biological process: transmembrane transport. Gene Ontology annotation, cellular component: membrane. The record is from RefSeq and is a predicted model, not a curated record. The coding region runs from base 1 to 1686 and encodes 561 amino acids.